AUGAACCCUGGAUUAUCGUCAUUCAUGCCGGAUAUAUUUAUUGACUUCAUUCCCACAUCCCUACAACUUUCUAGUAUUCAAUUGUCCAGUUUCUAUAUCCCAAUGAAGCUACCCAUACUACUGACUGCACUGCCCUGGACGGCAGCAGCAGCAACUCUCCGAUCUAAAUCCAACGUCGUCAACCAGACCACCUGCGGCGGCACAACCUAUGCAUACACCGGCCUAGAAGGCUACGGGUUCAUCCCCUCCAACGCAACCGACAAGUAUGGCGACACAAUCGGCGGAAUCGGCAGUUCUAUAGCCAUUAAGCCAGAUUCCUGGCGCCGAACAGCGCCAAACACCUAUUCCGGGAUUGUCUAUGCUCUCCCUGAUCGUGGCUGGAACACAAACGGAACCCUAAACUUCCAACCACGCAUCCACAAAAUCGCCCUAACCCUCACCCUGACACACAACGCCUCUGCCCAACACCCCUCCCCCCCAAACCUGCACUUGAAAUACCUCGACACAAUCCUCCUCACCGGCCCCGACGGCCUCCCCACCACCGGUCUAGACGCCGACGUUACCGGCGCAGCAUCCUACCCAGGCUACCCGCCGCUGCCAGCAGCCACCUACGUCGGCGAUGGCUUCGGCGGCGCAGGACCCGGCGGGAAGCGCAUCUCCCUAGAUCCGGAGGGUCUGGCGAUCGACAACGACGGCAGUUUCUGGGUGUCCGAUGAAUACGGACCGUACGUGUACAAAUUCAGUCCAGAGGGGAAGAUGAUUCUGGCGAUCCAACCACCGGAGGCAAUCCUACCUCGUCGAAACGGGACAUUGAGUUUCAGCGCAGCCAGUCCACCAGUCUAUAAUCCGGAGUUAACAAUUAACCCAGAGGAUCCCCAAUCGGGACGAAACAAUAACCAAGGCCUAGAAGCGUUGACUAUAUCCCCGGACGGAAAGACAUUAUAUACCAUGAUGCAGUCCGCGCUGAACCAAGAAGGCGGUCCGAAGAAGAAGAACCGGCAACCGGCGCGUCUUCUCGAAUAUGAUAUUGCCUCUGGAACCCCGGUCUACAGGCACGAGUAUGUGGUGCUGUUGCCGAAGUAUGAGGAUUAUACGCAGAAUGAAUCGGUUGUGGCGUCGCAGUCGGAGAUGCAUAUGCUUCCUUCGGGGGACUUUUUGGUACUGUCCCGGGAUUCGGGGUUCGGGCAUGGACAGGAUGAGACGCGAUCUGUGUAUCGGCAUGCGGAUGUGGUUGCGAUUGGGAAUUCGACCACGGAUUUGAAGGGCACGUUUGAUGGGGUGGGGGCGAGUGUUGCUUCAUCCAAGGGGGUGUUGAAGGAUGGCAUUACCCCGGUUGAGUAUUGCGAGUUUUUGGAUUAUAAUGUGGAGUCGGAGUUGGCCAAGUUUGGGCUUCAUAAUGGUGGAGCGCAGGAUGCGUGGCUGUUGAAUGAGAAGUGGGAGAGCUUUGCGCUUGUUCCGGUGGACACGGAUCAGCAGAAGCGUGGCUCGGCGAAGAAGGAGUAUUUCUUGUUCAGCUUCAGUGAUAAUGACUUUAUGACGCAGGAUGGGCACAUGGAUUUUGGACGUUACAAGUACGCCGAUGAAUCAGGUUACAACAUUGAUAACCAGGUUCUGGUCUUCAGGGUCGAAUUCUAA
Molecule: messenger RNA, 1635 nt
Organism: Aspergillus oryzae RIB40
Lineage: Eukaryota; Fungi; Ascomycota; Eurotiomycetes; Eurotiales; Aspergillaceae
Product: esterase-like/phytase family protein
Exons: 4
Coding region: 1-1635 (544 amino acids)
Source: RefSeq, a predicted model, not a curated record